UUGGCGGACAGCAGCAGACAGUUAUGAGUUAUGUAACGGCCACGUGACCGGGGAGGACCAACGCGGCCGCGCGCUCGGGUCCAGACGGGACCCCGGAUGUCCGGCUGAACCCCUGAACGAGCGCUGCGGUACAUUUUCUUUCAUGAUAUAGUUUUUAUUACAACGCAAAGUCUUGAAAUGUCACCCGUACAUAUCUUCCACUGAGUCCUGCGCGGCCGGGGAGUUUAUUUUGGUUGAAGGAACCCCCCCCUCCCUGCGGGGCAACAUGGUACGGUCCGCGACGCGUCAUCCAUUGUUUACAAAUCAACCUCCCCGGGUUCGUUGCGGCGUGGUGAGAGCGAGGAGCGGCCCGACACGGACGUAAACACCCCGAAACCACGCACCGAAACCCGGGUAGCAGCCGCCAGCAUGCCGUGCCGGAAGGAGGACUACAUCUUCCUGGAGCAGUCCGUGUCCGUGGACUCCAAAGAGGUGGACGCGCUGGUGACGAAGAUCGGAGAGGCGCUGCAGCUGCACAACAACAACAACAACAAUAGCGGCGGCGCGCACCAGAAGACGGUGUCCGUGUCCGUGUCCUGCCUGCACGGGCUCACCGGCACCGGCAGACCGGAGGCCGUGAUCGGCGGAGCAGGAGGAGGUGCGGGAGGAGGUCCGGUGCAGAAGCGCCACGGCUGCUGCAUGCGGCUCCGGACUCACCGGGCGAGCCCGUACUGCGUCCCCGGGUCUAACGGGGACCGGGACUGGGACCAGAUCAGACCGUGGAACAGGAAAAGGAAAGACGACGAGGAGGACCCGCACCGGAUGCUGCAGGACUUGAUUCUCUCGGGGAACCUGAUCAAAGAGGCCGUGAGGAGACUUCAGGUCCCCAGAGCCGCAGACGGCGGGCCGAGCUGAUGCUGCCCCGGGGGGCCCGGGGGUCUCGACCGGUCCCCCCGGUCCCCCGCACGGACACACACUGACUGUUUAUUAGAAUAAAACCUCACAGGACUGGUAGCUAUGCGUUUUUCUAAUUGUAUUUUUGUUUGUAUGAACCGGG
Messenger RNA from Cyclopterus lumpus (lumpfish), 1036 nucleotides. RefSeq names its product glycogen synthase kinase binding protein (gene gbp). The transcript has a single exon. The coding region runs from base 409 to 894 and encodes 161 amino acids. The record is from RefSeq and is a predicted model, not a curated record. NCBI's taxonomy places the organism in Eukaryota, Metazoa, Chordata, Actinopteri, Perciformes, Cyclopteridae. Gene Ontology annotation, cellular component: cytoplasm.